AGAGCGCCUUCUUUUCCCCGGAGGUGAAAGGUGAAAACAAACAUGGCGGCCCCCGGUAAGGCGUCCGUGGUGUUGAAGACCGUCAGGAAAAUCGCCGUCCACUUUUGUCCCUUCGAGGCCAACGUCCGCUCGACGCGGGAAUUCCUGCUCUUGGUGGGCUCGGAGAAGGCCAGAUCCACCAACUUAAAGUGCGAGGUGACAUCCAUGGUGAAACACGACAAGUCGGAACCUCUCGUGGAGGUCACGUAUGUGGACGGCGAGAGGCUGCUGAUGAAGGGCGCCCAUCUGACCAGCAAGGAGAUGCUCGGCGCCUUCCAGGCCCGAUGCGUGGCCAAGGACCCCCAGGCCAAGGCUGCAGCCAAAUAACACACACGCACACAAAAAAAAAAAAAUAUAUAUAUAUAUAUAUAUAUAUAUAUAUAUGGAUAUACUGUUUGUACAUAAUAGGAUAAUUUAUAAUAAAAUGUGUACUGUGUGGGCUCAAACUGAUA
Molecule: messenger RNA, 491 nt
Organism: Syngnathoides biaculeatus (alligator pipefish)
Lineage: Eukaryota; Metazoa; Chordata; Actinopteri; Syngnathiformes; Syngnathidae
Gene: mrpl53
Product: mitochondrial ribosomal protein L53
Exons: 3
Coding region: 43-366 (107 amino acids)
Cellular component (GO): mitochondrial large ribosomal subunit
Source: RefSeq, a predicted model, not a curated record